CAACUAUAUGCUCUAUUCUCAACGUUACUCCUGUCUGAACAUUCGUUGCAGUGCUUCCGAGGAGGAGUUUGGUAGGAGACGGUGGCAUGUCUCGGGAAGGUACAUUACCUGUUGAAAGGCCGAGCAAGGAGCUGGGAACAGCAAUGAGAGCCAAUGGGUCAACCGCGGCCUUGGCUCCUCCACUCGUGAAAGCAACCUCGUCGACAUCAUCGCCUUCGCCUUCGCCUUCGCCAAAGGCAACCGGGCUGAAGGCGAAAGCCACUCACGCCGCGUCUUCAUCGCAGGCCGAAGUCGACGAUAAAAGCGUUUUCUUCCCUCCGGUUACUGUCGCCCUCGAGCACGGGAAGGCGACAGCCGCCGAUCCAACUAAGCACCUCAAUGAUGGCGAGCCUGAUGUAGCUUCCUCAGCCUCGGCAGCAUCAUCACCUGCGAGGCCCAAGCUACUUCGUCUCGAUCACCAAGGCGACUCAGAAGGGGUAGAGUCCCUCACACGCAGGCUCAAGAGCGCCAUCGGCCAGGAUCUGCUUGUCACCAAUAGCGCUGGCGUCGAUGACGGCAGCCGCCAGGAUCUUGACCUUGCUAGGAGAGCUGCACCAGAGGGCCCAACAACCCAAGGAGGUAUAAACACUGUUUUAUCGUCUGCAAGCUCCUCUACUUCCACUCGUGCCGCCGACAUUGUCCCUCAAAGCAAGAGUGUGGACAUCGAAGAAGCAGACACCGGCCGGUGGGGAUGGACAACCCUAACAUCAAUAUCGGCGACACUUCGCUUCGAUUCGCUACGAUUCCGUGACGAAGGAUCUGAGACAGCAGUCACCGCUAGUCAGAAGACUCCCCUUACGGCACUACCACCACCACCGUCAUCAUCAUCAUUAUCAUCAUCAUCAUCAUCAUAUUCCUCCUCUGGCCCUUCUUCUUCGAUCAGAAAGUGGUGGGGCAAAAGACCGGAAUCGUCCUCUGCACUCAAGAUCGAGGCCAAUGCUCUUGGAGCAGGUUCUCCUCCCUUUAUUUCAUCAGAUGCGCAGGGUUCAACGCGGGCAGAAGAGGCAGCCCCUCUGCCGGCGAUGCCGAAAGGAUCCUUCCCGGUCUCUAAGAGUCGAAAUAGCAGGAGAGAAAAGCCUCUCUCUGACAAGCUCAGAGAAGGUGGGGAGACUGGUCGUCUUUCGGACAUCCAAGAGCAGCGCGCAAAUCUGGAUGAGGCUUUGGGUGACGACCAGGGAAGCUUCCCGACGCGACAGUAUCUCAUCAUCACCAGCGCAGGCAAGCCCGUCUUUCUCAGCCAUCUUGGCCGAAGCAGACCGAAAGGCAUCAAUAAGGCAGUGGCUCGUCCAUCGGUUUCCAGUGACGCCCGUACUGGCAGAUCUUUAGAUUGUCAGGCGUCUACAGUCGAUGAAGAGGAUGACGCAGCAACAGCACGUUGCGGUGUUGUCCAAGCCCUCAUCUCUAAUUAUGCCUCUUUGGGGUCGGAAAAACUCCACGAAAUGAGCAAGCAAGUCCUCGAACUUCCUGCAAAGUCUCGCAUCGCUUUUCUUCUUCGCCCGCCACUCUUUCUCGUGGCAAUCUCGCGCUGGGGAGAGGCGCACUCUACGCUGCGACAGCAUCUCGAUCUCUUGCACCUAGCUAUCCUGAGCAUCGUUUCUGCCUCGCAACUUCAGCGCCAUUUCGACCGGUCUGCCGGCUUUGACCUUCGCAGGCUCCUCGAGGGGACUGAUGGUAUCUUGGACUCCAUGGUCAGUCACGUCCAGAGAGACAUGACUACAGUUUUGAGCGCCAUCCAGACGCUCAAGCUUGACCCUACGUUGCGAGACGAUGUCGGCUUGGCUCUUGUCCCACCAAAGGGCGACGCUCGCCCCAAAGAUGUUCUCUAUGCCAUGCUUCUUUCGGGGCAGCGUAUCGUCACGCUUGCGAGGCCAAAAAGACACAAUGUUCACCCCGCCGACUGCCACCUCCUUGUGAACACGGUGUACGCGACAAAGGCAAUGCGGGAAAGCGGCACGGAGAGCUGGAUCCCAAUUUGUUUACCCAAGUUCGCCCCGCAAGGCUUCGUGCAUGCCCAUGUCACCUUUAUUGACGGUAAUGUCGACGGUGUGGAGACAUCGCUGGAUCUCGCUCUGGUCCUUGUGACCGGCAAUAAGGAAGGCUUCUCGGAGAUGAGCGCCUGGAAGAGCCACAUCAUCGAGAAGCUCCGAGGUAGUGGCAUCUUGUCACGAUUGGCCACGGCUCUUAACGCUGACGCUACUUACAGCGCCGAUGAUCUGGCUGUGGCGGGGCUGCGACACUUUGUCUUCAAAUGGCGUCACAAUAUCUUGGCGACAUCGCCCGAUUUUGAGAACCCUUACUCCCUCGAAAGCGAGGCUCACCACAGACUUAUGACGCUGUAUAGCAUUGCUCACGAUCGCGUCCUUGGCAUCCAGGAACGGAAGCGGCAAGAAGAAGAAGAAGAUGAGGAAAUGAUCAAAGCCAACGGAAACGAUGCCGAUGCCCCAGCACCAGACCGGGGCGAUGACAAAGGAGUGGUGGAAGGAAGCCCUCUUCAUGGUUCAGAUCUUCGACCGGGUACCCCGCCGAUCCGCCCCAAAAGUGUCCUGCAUUACACCUCACAAGAAAGGAGCACCUCGAGGAAGGCAACGAAGCGUCCUCGAGCGUUACCACCCUCGAUGCAUUUUCUAGCUACCUCUUCCGAGGCGGUUCUGGCAUGGUCUACCAUGACUUUCGAACUCUAUAUGGUAACGAGCCCACACUUGUCUCACUCGGCCCUCGUCGCUGCUGCCAAAGCCAUAGUUAAAUGGAUCAAGGCUCACGAGCACGAGCUCUUUCUCAUAUCGACACCUGUAUUCUAAGUGCGCACUUCUUCAUCGUCCAUGAGUUGUUCUUAUAGACAAUCGCUAAAAGCCAUGCCCGCUGUGCUGUGCUCUAAAUCUAGGAGAUCAAUCAAAAUGUAAGA
Molecule: messenger RNA, 2941 nt
Organism: Acaromyces ingoldii
Lineage: Eukaryota; Fungi; Basidiomycota; Exobasidiomycetes; Exobasidiales; Cryptobasidiaceae
Product: DUF254-domain-containing protein
Exons: 2
Coding region: 144-2837 (897 amino acids)
Biological process (GO): protein targeting to vacuole; vesicle-mediated transport
Cellular component (GO): Mon1-Ccz1 complex; fungal-type vacuole membrane
Source: RefSeq, a predicted model, not a curated record